UGUGUGUGUGUGGCUGAGAAUCGCGUGCGAAGAGUCCGGCGUGUCAUUCUGUGGAAUCCGCCACCUGAAACACAGUAUAUAACAGCAAACACACACACACACACACAUACAGUCACACACAAAAAAACACAGUCACACACACUCGAGUCUCUGCUCCUCCAGCUCACUCUGCGCUCGAUCUUCACACCAGAGCAUCAGCUGAGGAUGAUUCCUCCGGGAGACUGUCUGUACGCCGGGAGAAAGAGGAGGAAACCCGUGCAGAAACACAGAAAGCCAGCGCCGGCGACGGAGAAGUCGAACCCGUCGAAGCGUCACCGCGAGCGCCUGAACGCCGAGCUGGAGCGCCUGUCCAGUCUGCUACCCUUCUGUCCCGAGGUCAUCUCCAAACUCGACAAGCUCUCGGUCCUGCGCCUCAGCGUCAGCUACCUGCGCGUCAAGAGCUUCUUCGGCGCGGCUGCUCAGGAAAACCCUCGUGAGAAACACGUCAGCGGGAAGAAGAGCAACACGACAGACGCAUGCGUUCCUGAGAGCCAGCUGCUGCUCGAGUGUCUGGCUGGUUUUGCUCUGGUCGUCAGCAGUGAUGGGAUGGUGUUCUACGCAUCAUCCACCAUCGUCGACUACCUGGGCUUCCACCAGACGGAUGUGAUGCAUCAGAACGUGUUUGAUUACAUUCACGUGGACGACCGGCAGGAGUUCAGACGGCAGCUGCACUGGGCCAUGAACCCUUCGACCCAAACCCCGGAUCAGCAGUUCCCCAGCGGCACAGGUGAAGAUUUUGUGGUCAGCUCGUUGUUUGAGUCCGUGGAGGCGGGUGGCGUUGCUCCAGAGUUCUCCUGCUUCCUGAACCGAUGUUUUAUCCUGCGAGUUCGCUGCUUACUGGACAGCACAUCUGGAUUUCUGACGAUGCAGUUCCAGGGCCGCCUGAAGUUCCUGCAGGGCCAGCGGAGGAGGACGGUGUCGGGGGCGAGUCUCCCCCCUCAGCUGGGGCUGUUCUGUGUGGCCGUGCCCCUCGGGCCGUCCAGCGCCGAGCCGAGGGUGAAGACCGGCCUGGUGAAGAGCAAACACAAGAACCCUGUUCUCUCCUCGCUAGAGCACAAUGACAGAGACGAUCCUCUCAGACGGGCACACGCGAUCCCCUCCACAGACGCGAAGUGCCGGAUUGACGCUCCGUACGGGCCGGACGAGCCUCUGAACUUCUGCAAGUCUCUGUCGAGUGUCCCGAAGCUCCAGAACCUGGACUGUGGCGUGUGGCCCGUGAGAAGCUCCUUGGCCCGUCUGGGUCAGGGGCUCGAGCUCGCCGCGAGGAAGCACACGCACUACGGGAAACCCUACUGCCCGGGCCCCGGAUACUACAGCACCAGGGCCGAGGCGUUCCUGCCGAAGACGUACGGGAGCCUCUCACACAGCGACUACGACCCGGACGCCAUCAAGAGCGAGAGCUUCUGCUACGCCGGCCCCGGCGAGGGCUUCGACGCACACCUGGUGCCGGAACCGUCCAUUAAGGUGGAGCAGGACUCGGACUCGGAGAACGGCUGUGACGUGUUCGGGCGAUACGCGUGCGGCUUCGAGAGCGUGCCGAUGAAAGCCGAGUGUGUGUACGGCGAGGUGUUCUCCUGUCAGCGCAUGAAGGGAACGUACGGCAGCCCGUGUCCCAGCACUUACAGCGGCCCGGCCCGGCCUCUGAAGUGUGUGCUGAACAGAGACUCGCUGAACACACACGGCGACGCCUGCGCUGACGUCUACAGAGGGUACGUGCAGCACGACUAUAAGCUGCCCUACGAGUGCAAAGGGCCCGGGCUCCUUCAGGGCAUCAAGCAGGAGCCGGCGGAUCCUCCGCACUGGAUCGCGAUGAGCAACGGCGUGAUGAGCGGCGCUAACAAGGCCGACCCGUACGGCUUCAUGCAGUAGCCCUUCUGGAACUGGGUCCAGCCCACCAACACUCGCUUACAGCAUACACAGAUAAACUUUCUUACAUCAAGAUUGAUUUACUGGAGAAGCACAAUGCCUGAAGAUGUUAAGUCUUGUUUAAUGAAAAUCGAGUCAAAGUAAAGCCGGCGCGCGGAGCCGUGAUCUACAGUGCGUCAGGAGCGGGCCGUAGUUCGGCUCUAAACCCCUCCGCUGCUCUACAUCCACUGUAAAUCACGGCUUCAAGGGACUCAUUGCUUUUAUAAAACGGUUAAUAUUCUUUUUUAUAUUUAUUUUAUUCGUAAAAUAAACACCAGCAACAAAAAACAUAACUUUAGAACACAUUUAUUCCUCCACCAAACAAUGUAGUUCUAAAGAGGUUGCCAAGCAACACACAGCAACAAAGCAUCACACAUGACAGUCGCGCAGUAACACACACUACUGUGAUGUGCUCACAUGUGUGUGUGUGUGUAACACUACUGUGAUGUGCUCACAUGUGUGUGUGUGUGUGUGUGUGUGUGUGUAACACUACUGUGAUGUGCUCACAGGUGUGUGUGUGUGUGUGUGUGUGUGUGUGUGGAGUAAUUUACAACGGCUUUGAACGCGUCUCAACCAAUCAGAAUCAAGGACCAGAACUAUCCGGUUUAUAUGACUUAUUUUCUUUUUGAAUUAAGAUCAUUGUUCGAACUCUUCUGGCAGAUGUUUGUUAUUGUAUUAAGCACAAACGCGCUUCAUUUGAUCCGUAUGUCAGAAAACAAGACUGAAUAUCUUCAGUGAUUUUGCGUGUAUCCUGAUUCAGGGAUGUUUCCAUAUUCAAACCCUGGAUAAGGGAACCGUGUCUGUCGGCGCUCAGCGCUUUCAGUUCGCUGAGCUUUCAUUAUAGCUUCUUCUAUGCAGUUUUUAUAUAGUCAGGCUAAUGUUUCUGUUCAGCAAACAUGAACAAGGAUAAAAUUACGAACAUAAAAAUGAGAAAUAAAACAACAAUUAAAAUAAUAAACUUAUGAGAGCGACAGUCUCUCAUGCUUUCAUCUGAAAUGCCAAGAUGCACAUUUAUGUUGAAGACAGAUUCAUUUCAAGGUUUAUUGAAUUUAUUACAUCAUUACAAUCAUUGAUAAUCAAACCCUUGUUUUAUUAAAGCAUUUCAUCUGCAUGUUUAUGAAGUAUUGAAGUAUAAAAACUGAAGGAUUUCAUCUGAAGUUUGUUUUCGGAUAUCAGCUGAUAUGACUCCAUAUUUAGACAGAAAUAUUCUUCUAUCUCAUAAAAUAGCCAAGAGGUGAAAUCCACCUGACUAAUAUGUUGAAGCAGAUCAAGCAGCACAAAAUAUUCAAUAAUAAUGUCAAAUAUUUAAACAUUUUAAUGUUAAAUUCACUUCAGCAAUGAUAAUGAUGCCAAACGUUUAAUGAAGUGUUUAAUGGAGCACGGCUCUAAAGCUUUGACUUUGUUUUUAUGACUGCAGUUCCACAUACCAGGCUUAAUCUAGAUUUAGGUUUAACCUAGACCCAGGCUUAACUUAGAACCAGGCUAAAUCUGGUCCCAGGCUUAAUCUUGUCCCAGGCUUAAUCUAGACCCAGGUUUAAUCUAGACCCAUGUUUAAUCUGGCCCCAGACUAAAUCUAGACCCAGGCUAAAUCUAGUCCCAGGCUUAAUCUAGACCCAGGCUUAAUCUGGCCCAGACUAAAUCUAGACCCAUGCUUGAUCUAGACUCAGGCUUAAUCUGGCCCCAGACUAAAUCUAGACCCAGACUAAAUCUAGUCCCAGGCUUAAUCUGGCCCCAGACUAAAUCUAGACCCAUGCUUGAUCUAGACCCAGGCUUAAUCUGGCCCCAGACUAAAUCUAGACCCAGGCUAAAUCUGGCCCCAGACUAAAUCUAGACCCAGGCUAAAUCUGGCCCCAGACUAAAUCUAGACCCAGGCCAAAUCUGGCCCCAGACUAAAUCUAGACCCAGGUUUAAUCUGGUCCCAGGCUUAAUCUAUUCCCAGGCUUAAUCUAUUCCCAGGCUUAAUCUAGACCCAGGCUUAAUCUAGUCUCAGGCUUAAUCUAGACCCAGGCCAAAUCUGGCCCCAGACUAAAUCUAGACCCAGGUUUAAUCUGGUCCCAGGCUUAAUCUAUUCCCAGGCUUAAUCUAGACCCAGGCUUAAUCUAGUCUCAGGCUUAAUCUAGACCCAGGCUUAAUCUGGCCCCAGACUAAAUCUAGACCCAUGCUUAAUAUAGACGCAGGCCAUCAGUAAUGCUUUUUUCUAAGGCACGUUUAUAAAAGUUACUUAAUUGAACUAAGGCUUAAUCCUGGCUAAAUCUAAACCCUGUCUGUGAAACCGGGCCCUAAUGUAUUUGUCAAGUAAAGAUAAUAGUGAUAAUGCGCUUGCACUGACUUGGGCUCGUUCAGCGAAAGGGAACCGGCGUUUGAUCAGACGCUUUUGUGGAAGGUUCAUUUGUAUCAACUAUUUGUAUUUAUUGUUUACAUAUAAAUAUCAAAGGCCUUUUGCACUUUUUCAAGGAUUUUAACACAACGUUUUGCCACUGGCAUUCAAUACAGACAAUAAAUAUUAACAGAAGAUACAAUGUUUUACACAAGUUUAUAACUGCAAAGCAGCAACAAUCAAAAUGGGUCUUCCUGUUGUAUUUAUUACUUUUAUAAAAAUAAAAAUAUUGUAUGACAAAAAUGAGAAAGGCUUUUACUAUGGAUAAUGGCAAAAAUAAAUAUUUCCACUUUUCAGA
Molecule: messenger RNA, 4619 nt
Organism: Pimephales promelas (fathead minnow)
Lineage: Eukaryota; Metazoa; Chordata; Actinopteri; Cypriniformes; Leuciscidae
Source: RefSeq, a predicted model, not a curated record